GGGGUCAAAUGGCCCGGGGCCCCGCAGGAGGGGCUUCCUCCCGGCCUGAACUUGGCUGACCUCCGCGGCUUCCUCUGGGAGCCUCCGGGCCUCCCCAUCCUCGGAGGUGGAGGGACUUACCUGACUCGUGACCUCGAGAAUCCUCGAGAUGGCUUCCCAGAGCCAGGGCCGUGGCGACUUGGGCGGAACGUUGCCUUCCAACUUCUUGAACCAGUUUUUGUCUGCUGUGGAACAGCUGAGGGAGGACUUCAACAGGGGCUUCUCUGAAAUCAUGGUCCGGCUAGACAGCAACACAAGCCUGAUGGAAAAUUUAUCCCAGAUGAUGGAGACCUUCAGUAGGUCCCAGGGUGUGCUGGAGAAGGUCAAGACCACCCAGGGCUCAGCUAAGGAAGAAACCAAGCAAGUCCCACAGGACCCCAAGUUAAAAGCCACCCCAAGGCCUCAGCCUUGCACCAGAAUUCGGUUCCUCUCAGAUGCUGAUGAGCAACAGGAACAACAGCCCGUCUGGGACAGGGAGCCCCAGUUCUGGCGAGACAGCCUGACCCAGGAACUCUGGGAACUUUACAAGAACCAACAGGGAAACGGGGGUGAGGGUCCCUCAAAGGUGAGGGGGAACGAACGCCUUGGUGUCCCAGCCACAAACCUCACCUCUCUCUCUCUCCCUCCCUCCUCCUUGCCUGUUGUCAUGGCACCAGAGAAGCUGCUGGGAUUGGAAAGUAAAGAUUCAGGCCUGCAUGACUCUAAACUGGACCGCAAGCUCAGGCACAGGAGCAGUUUGAGUGACUCUGACCUGCUUGAUGUUCCCCAGAAGGACAUCAGCCAGUUGCAGUGUGAGACCCAGGAAUCUUCUGGAAGGGCUGACACAUUUCUGAUGCCCCUGUCAUGGGACUCCGAGGACUUGGAACACAGCUGUCAAAGGCCUGACGACUUGCUCUGGCAAUCAGGUGGUGUCCCACAGGCCCUGCAGAAGGUGCGUGUGCUGAAACACCAGGACCUGCUGUUCUCGAUGGCCGUGAGCUGCCUGACGCAGCACGUCUUCACCUGCAGCCGCCGUGGCAUCAAGGUGUGGAGCCUCACGAGCGAGGUGGCCGAGGACAGAUUCCCCGAAAGCUACUUGCAGUGCAGCGGCCAGGCCAGUGGGGCCUACCUGCGCACCUGCCUGCUGUCCGCCAAUAACAGGAGCCUGUUCGCGGGUGGACACAACCUGGCCUGUGUGACAGUGUGGGAUCUGACUGCCCCAUCCCUGUACGAGAAGUGCCAGCUGCCCUGCCAGGGUCUGUCCUGCCAGGCGCUGGCCAACACGGAGAGCAGCGUGGCCUUUGGUGGCUUCACAGACGGCACGAUCAGGAUAUGGGACCUACGAAGCCAGGGAGUGGUCAGGGACUUAGAAGGCCCUGUCAGUGCAGCCAAGAACCUCAUGGUCAAAGAUAACAAACUCUGGACAGGGGGUCUGGACGCCUCUCUGCGGUGCUGGGACCUGCGGACGGCCAAGGUGGUGGUGGAGUGCACAUUCCAGUCCCAGAUCAUGAGCCUGUUGCACAGUCCGACGGAAGACUGGCUGCUGCUGGGCCUGGCCAGUGGCCAACACUGCUUGUUCAACAGCAAGACAAGCCAGGUGCAAACUGCGAGCACCAAGGACAAGACCAUCUUAGGCCUCAAGUUCUCCCCAAACGGCCAGUGGUGGGUGAGCGUGGGGAUGGACAACCUCAUCACUAUCCACAGAAUGCCCACAGGAGCGAAACUCUUGCAGGUCCGGGAGGCUGGCUCUGUCACAUGCUGUGACGUGAUAGACAAUGGCAAGCUGGUUGUCACAGGAUGUGGGGACUGUGCCUCGGUGUACCAGAUCAAGUACUGACAGCUUCAGCCCCCUCCCCCGUCUCUUUCCCCAACUGCACAGUGGUGGGUGGCGGUGGGUGUGAAGGGUUUACAAUGAUCCUGGAGAGUCCCAUGGGCUGUGAAGACCCCUCAUCACACCUAAUAAACCAAUUGAGAAGGCA
This is a messenger RNA of Psammomys obesus (fat sand rat), 1997 nucleotides long. It is a transcript of the gene Tle6, whose product is annotated as TLE family member 6, subcortical maternal complex member. Lineage: Eukaryota; Metazoa; Chordata; Mammalia; Rodentia; Muridae. Gene Ontology annotation, biological process: negative regulation of canonical Wnt signaling pathway; regulation of DNA-templated transcription. The coding region runs from base 149 to 1855 and encodes 568 amino acids. The record is from RefSeq and is a predicted model, not a curated record. Gene Ontology annotation, molecular function: protein binding; transcription corepressor activity. The transcript has 15 exons. Gene Ontology annotation, cellular component: transcription regulator complex; nucleus.